GUCGACACAUCAGGUGCAAAAGAAUACAAAACUCCCGGGUAACAAUAUGGUAACAUCAACGUCAGCGGCAAAAACCGUUCUUCGAGGGGAUGAGUAAUGCUAUUAUGGAUCCCCCGAGGAACGAACCAUUCGACUACAAUUAGAAUGAAUGCUCAAUGAAUUCGAAAUAAAAAUAAUAAUGAAAGUGUGUGAAUAAUCCCCGUGAAAUCCAGGAAUUAAAAUGUUGACUAAUUGGAUCAUCGGAGUAUUCCUGAUUGUGACAGUGGGGGGGACACUGGAUCCAGCGGGUACAAAGUGUGGACAGAAGAGGUGCACCACCACUGAGUACUGCAGUCCUUAUGACACUCAGUGUCGACCGUGCACAGCAGCGUGUGACACCUCCAGUCACAAUUAUCAGCCGGAGAUCUGCGUCAAAGACUGCCAGGAGUUCCUCCAUGAUCAGAGAUACGUUCUUCGCGGAGAGUUGGGGAGAGACGUCGUCUCUAGAGAUAAUGGACAGGCAGUUCAGACCCGUGUUGCCCUGAUUCUCUCGCUGAUUUCGUUGGUGGGUGUUAUACUCCUCUAUCUGUGGACAUUUUUGAGGGGGAAGAAACUGAGGGGCGCGUGGAAGAAAAUCUGUGGAACGAAAUGGACGAAGAAAAAAAUAAAUAACAACAAAAUACGAGACGACGUCGAGGCAGGUCCCCCCAAACAGCAAAAUGUCCUGAAACUGACAAUGCCAACGAUAAGCAGAUCUGUGGCAGCUGCCAGUCAAGGGACUACUGGUACCAAUGUCAGUACCUCCAGUACCCCCAACACCACGAGUACUCCAUUAUCCAGGAGACAUCCCAGCGAGGACACCACUCUGGAUUACGCCUACGAUAAUCCCGCUAUGACGCCCAGUCCCGAGACGGCGCCAGCGAAGACGAAGAAGGAAAGUUCAUUCUAACGAAUUUUACAAAUAAAUUGUUCAACAUUCUCGACGAUUUUCUCGAGGUUUAGAAUUUUUUAGUGGUCUUCAAGAAAGAAACCCCCAGGAUUUUUACGAAAUUUUUGCAUUUUGAAUUUUGACAUUUUGAAAUUGUUGAUAUCUUAAUCAAUUUUUGAACUUUUGGAAAGAAUGAAAGUUCUCUAGCUCUUGAAAAUGAUGAAAAAUUGGAGAGUCAUACGAAAUCAUCUCGACCGCAAGUGGUUUGAGGCAAAUAUUCGAAAGAACCAAUCGAUUUGCAAUUUCUUUCGUGAAACUACUCGUUUUAAAAAUAAUUUUUCGAUUAACAAAGAUAAUUCCAUCUCUCUGUCUAAAUUAUUCAUCUCUUAUUAAUCGUAGCACGACUGUUCCCUGCAUUCGUGAACCGUGCGGCUGUGCGACUUAAUUCAUAUUAAACCGAUCAUUAACCCCUAGGAUACUAUUAAUCCCUCUGUAAAUUCAGGAAAAGCUAAUUUUACCAUUCCCCAAUAGUUAAUCAAAGGGGAGGGUCUAGUGAAAUGGACACUUUUUUUGUUUAAGGAUAUGCAAGCACUUCGUUCAAGUUAACAACUUACUUUCAAGCAAGAUUUCACUUUUGUCAAAAAUGUUACCAUCCCCAUACUUUUUUCGGAUUUGUCAUUGUGGAAUAGGGUAAACAGGUCAAUUUCUGGACGAUUUCAGCUUGCAUUGAAUAUUCCACAAAUAAAAUGAAAAUUGUAUU
This is a messenger RNA of Diachasma alloeum, 1667 nucleotides long. Its product is annotated as protein grindelwald. The transcript is spliced from 5 exons. Lineage: Eukaryota; Metazoa; Arthropoda; Insecta; Hymenoptera; Braconidae. The coding region runs from base 221 to 928 and encodes 235 amino acids. The record is from RefSeq and is a predicted model, not a curated record.